Molecule: messenger RNA, 1590 nt
Organism: Fusarium musae
Lineage: Eukaryota; Fungi; Ascomycota; Sordariomycetes; Hypocreales; Nectriaceae
Exons: 6
Coding region: 1-1590 (529 amino acids)
Biological process (GO): transmembrane transport
Cellular component (GO): membrane
Molecular function (GO): transmembrane transporter activity
Source: RefSeq, a predicted model, not a curated record
AUGGCCACUGUUUUAGCCAGGGACCAGAAGUACCUCGAUGUAUCCGAGUCUGAGAUCCAUGUUGACUCGGUGCCACCACUUGGAGCGCCUGUAACUGAGAAGACUCAUCUAUUCCAACGGGGCAAGGGUUUUGAUGCAGAUGCAAUCGCUACCCAAGCCAGUGUUUUUGAUGAUCCUAAAACUGCCGAGCAAUAUCAGCCUCGAUCAGACUGGGAAAACCUCAGUCGCUUUGAUCCCCUUGCACGAUGGACCUGGGGGGAAGAAAAGCAAUUGGUUCGCAAAGUCGACAUCAAAAUUAUGAUCUGGGCAUGUACCAUGUUCAUGGCCCUGGAGUUGGACAGAGCCAACAUUUCCCAAGCCUUGACGGACAACCUCCUAGGCGACUUGGGCUUGACUACCAAUGACUUUAACCUUGGAAACACGGUAUUCAAGCUCUCGUUCCUCUGCGCCGAGCUGCCAUCGCAGCUUGUCUCUAAAUGGAUGGGUCCUGAUCGUUGGAUCCCGACCCAAAUGUGCCUCUGGAGUAUUGUUGCGGCGGCGCAGUUCUGGCUAUCAGGCCGCGAAUCAUUUCUCGCCUGUCGUGCACUUCUUGGAAUUCUACAAGGUGGCUUUAUCCCUGAUGUGAUUCUGUACCUCUCAUACUUUUACAAGCACCACGAGCUUUCGAUUCGUCUAGGGUUCUUUUGGACCAUGAUGAGCGUCGCCGACAUCAUCUCGGCGCUUCUUGCGGCUGCCUUGUUGGAGAUGCGAGGUAUCAACGGUCACGCUGGUUGGCGAUGGCUGUUCCUCAUUGAGGGCCUCAUCACUCUGAUCUUCGGCCUCCUCGCCUAUGGUCUCAUGCCCCCGGGCCCAAUCCAAACUGCCAAUUGGUUCCGUGGAAAGACAGGCUGGUUCACUGAGAGAGAAGAAGUCAUCAUGGUCAACCGCAUCAUCCGCGAAGAUCCCACCAAGAGCACAAUGCACAACCGACAGCCCAUUACAUUUAAACUCUUGUUCCAGAGUCUUAGUGACUACGACCUUUGGCCAUUGUAUCUGCUUGGAUUGACCUUCCAGAUCCCUGCCACUCCGGAGGGGCAGUACUUGACUCUGUCGCUCAAGGGCCUCGGCUUCAACACGCUCCAGUCCAAUCUCUUAAGCAUUCCAUAUACUGUAUUUCAUAUCAUUACCAUGUUGAUCCUCACUUAUACAGCCGAGUAUGCGAAGAACCUGACUCUCAUGGGAAUAAUUGGUCAGAUUUGGAUCCUGCCUUGUCUUAUUUGGUUCAAUGUCGCCAAUACCCAGACAGCUAGCCGUUGGACUGUCUAUGCCGUCACCACUGUGCUACUAUCCUAUCCGAAUGCUGGCGGCAUUAUCGCUUCUAACAUCUACCGCAAGGAUGAUGCUCCUAAGUACCAUCGUGGUAAUCGACAGUUGCUUGCUAUUCUUAUCAUGAAUCUUGUCCUUUAUGUCCUGGUAAAGGUUUACUAUAUCCUCCGUAAUAAGUCACGCGAUAAGAAAUGGAAUGCUAUGACUGAGUCGGAGAGGUUGGAAUAUCUUGACACUACCAAAGAUGAAGGCAACAGAAGACUAGAUUUUAGAUUCGCUCAUUAA